GGAGCCGUGUGCGGGGGCUGUUUUCCUGGUCAUUUGCGGCAAGAUGGCGGCGGGCGCGGGGCUGGAGGGGAGCCCCCCGGAGGCCGGCUUCGUCCUUCACGCCGUGGGCUCGCUGCUUGCAGACUAUGGCUGGUAUAUUCUCUUCACCCUGAUUGCUGUUUAUCUACUUGCACAAAAACUUGCCAAAAGAUUCCGAAGCACCAGAGUGCCUCGCUUGGAUGCAACAGCCGUUGAUCCUGAUGUUGUGGUUAGACAGCAAGAAGCUCUGCUGGCGGCCCGUAAGAGAAUGCAAGAUGAGUUGGAUGCACAAGCAGAAAAAUUCAAAGAAAAACAGAGAAAGCUUGAAGAGGAGAAGAGAAGACAAAAGAUAGCCAUGUGGGAAAGCAUGCAGGAAGGCAAGAGUUACAAGACAACGUUCAGGCAGAACCAGGAGCCUGAACCUGGAGCCUCAGCAUCGACUGCUGAAUCGAAACCGAAAUCCAGAAGAAGACCUUUACGAGACGGAGGUUACAACCCCUUGUCUGGAGAAGGUGGUGGGACUUGCUCAUGGAGACCAGGACGCAGAGGCCCUUCAUCAGGUGGAUGAGGCUAGUUCUGCUGGUGUCUUCCUGGGGCACUGGCAGGCAUUAACUGAACCCCACAGCUGUGGAAGUCUGUGGGUUGCUUGACACAGGGAUUCAAGGAGAAGGAAGUGGAGAGGUUACAUGAACACCACGGUAGUCUCAAAGGUGUGUGGAAUGAACCCUAUUAUCUCUCGUGCAGCGAUGUUAUUGCUCAGCAGAGCAAAUCAACAUUCUACAAGGCACUUCUAGAAAGGGAGGCAGCCCAAGCAGAAAUUGUAACCUUGAAAUAAGACAUUGGAUCACUACCAAAUCUGGCACUGAUACAGCAGACCGCAUGCUGUUGCACUGUGUUGAAUUUGAUGACAUUUGGGCAAAGUGUUUUUUAGUUACAAUUUUUAAAACAUAAAACUCCCCCCCCCCUUGCAGAAACAAACAACCCUAAACAGCCCCAGGUUUAUAACAGACUAAAUAAAUUGAAAAGACCAAUGUUGCUUAUCUUGAAAGAGAAAGGUUACCCCCACACACACACCUUUAUUUU
Pogona vitticeps (central bearded dragon) is the source of this 1101-nucleotide messenger RNA. It is a transcript of the gene SELENOS, whose product is annotated as selenoprotein S. Gene Ontology annotation, biological process: retrograde protein transport, ER to cytosol; endoplasmic reticulum unfolded protein response. The record is from RefSeq and is a predicted model, not a curated record. Gene Ontology annotation, cellular component: Derlin-1-VIMP complex; Derlin-1 retrotranslocation complex; endoplasmic reticulum membrane. Lineage: Eukaryota; Metazoa; Chordata; Lepidosauria; Squamata; Agamidae.